This is a messenger RNA of Ogataea polymorpha, 870 nucleotides long. RefSeq lists its product as uncharacterized. NCBI's taxonomy places the organism in Eukaryota, Fungi, Ascomycota, Pichiomycetes, Pichiales, Pichiaceae. Bases 1 to 870 code for a protein of 289 amino acids. The transcript is spliced from 2 exons. Gene Ontology annotation, cellular component: endoplasmic reticulum; Golgi apparatus. Gene Ontology annotation, biological process: protein targeting to membrane; peptidyl-L-cysteine S-palmitoylation. The record is from RefSeq and is a predicted model, not a curated record. Gene Ontology annotation, molecular function: protein-cysteine S-palmitoyltransferase activity.
AUGAUGCUGCGCCACGUGCUGCGCCGCGUCUUCCCUUUUGGUGUGCUUCUCUACCUGCUUUACGUUCAAUACGCCUACUGCUACGUGGUCUGCAAGCAAAAUAUCUACGACUCGGGCUGGCAUGCUGCUGGCGUGGGGCUUAUUGUCGGCGAAGCGGUACUUGUGGUGCUGCUUCUGGCGUCGUGGGCGCUCAUGUUUGUCGCUGGCCCGGGCUCGCUCCCUGUGGCGGUGCCGCCGUACAACCUGAACAGCUACUACGCCAACGGACAGCUGUAUGUGCGCGGAGAGUUGGACGAGAAGUCGCCGUCGGUGGUGGACGACGCGGCACUCAUUGCGCCGCCGCAGAUCUUUCUCUGCAACGCGGACGGCCUGCCGUUCUGGUGUGCACAGUGCCGCUCCAUCAAGACAUUACGUGCACACCAUUCUUCCGCACACGGCCGCUGCAUCCCGCGUUUCGACCACUACUGUCUCUACAUCGGCACAAUAGUGGCGCAGAACAACUACGUGUGGUUUCUGUGCUUUGUGUCGUGCUUCGAGAUGCUUUUCUUCUACAUUUUAGUGUCGACGUUUGCAUUUUCCAAGGCUGUGCUCAGCUACGGCCGGCACCGAAUCCUGCACCCGGCCGCGUUGCUCAUGAUCGUCGUCAACGAGCUGUUCACGCUUCUGCUGCUGACGCUGAACAUGUCGAUCGGCCACAUUUUCGAGCUCAAUGAGACCAGCAUCGACUUUCUGCAGCUCAGCAGGGCCCGGCAGUACAGAUACACGCUUGGCUCACGCCAGUCAAGACUGAAAAACAUUCUAUUCCGUCGCAAAAUUACCAAAGAAGAGGCCCGCAUAGGGCUCCUCAACUCCCAGCGUCCAUCCUUAUGA